AUGAAUACAAAUAGAACUGAUAAUGGUUUAUUACAGGAUUGUUAUUUUGGUCCUUGUAUUUUAAUUGAUUCUAACAAUGUGAAUAAUUAUAAAAAAAAUUCACCCUCCAAGAAUUCAAUUACUUCAGAUAUUAGUUAAAAAGAGAUUGAAUAAUCUAAUAACAUUUCACCAAAUGUUGAAAUGCUACCUGCAAAUCUUGAGGUUUUGAAGGCAAAACAAAAUUUUAGAAAUAAGGGGAAUUCUAAUUAAUAAUCAUAAAGUAAUUUCUUUAAGGGUAGUAAGAGACUAUUACUAGAACCUAAAGUAUAGAAAUCGGAAAGACCUUCUUUUAUAAAAACCCUUAUUAAAAAUAACAUCAUCAAUAAAUUUAAAAAUAACCUAUUUUAAUCAUCUUAUGUCCUUCCAAAUUAAAUGAAAUAUAUUUUAGAAAAAGAAACCUAUAUCCAAGAGUAAAAGGAAAAAACAAAAGUUAAUUAGACAAAAAUGGAGAUAAAGUAAUACUAUAAUAUUUUAAGUCAGUAAAGAAAAUGGCCAAGCUAACAAAAUGUCAAAAUUAAGUUUAUUGCUGAUGCCUGGUCAAAAUCUUACCAUUUUAUGGGAUUUUAUUUCUUUAUUUGUUUUGUUUCUUAGGUUAUUUUUUUGUUCAAUGAUUGCAUCCUUUGGUUAAUCGGAUAAAUUUUAUAAAGGCACUGAAGUUUUCUUCAAUAUUUACCUACUUUUUGAAAGCAUUUUGACCAUUUAUAGACCAAUAAUUCUUCAAGGAGAAAUUGUUAGUGAACUUUAAUAAAUUUGGAUACUUUAUUUAAAAAAUUAAAUGUUAGAAGAUUUAUCUAGUUUCCUUAUUUGGUUUAUGAUUUAUUUUGAUUUAAAUGAAUUUGUAGUUCUUAAUGAAAUUUUAGCGAUAUGUUAAUUCACUAUAACAUAUAGAUAAAUAGCAAGGAAAUAUAAUAUAUAAAUUGAAUAAUUGUAUUUAAAAGGAUUUAAUAGUGAUAUUUUAGAUUUAAUAAGUUUAUUCAUAAUUAUAUGUUUUUUUGCUCAUACUAUGGCUUGUUUAUGGCAUUAUAUAGGUUAUAUAACUUUGAAUUAGGGGUCUUGGUUAACAUUUUAUGAGAUUACAAAUGAAAAUAUUUGGGUAAAGUAUAAUUUUUCUUAUUAUUGGGCUACAAUGACAAUGGUAACUGUAGGCUAUGGAGAUAUUACACCAAAAAAUUAGGUUGAAGUAACUUUUGUUUCAAUAGUGAUGAUAUCUUCUAGUUGUAUGUUUGCUUAUUCAAUGAAUUCAAUAGGAGUGAUUGUUAAGUCUAUGUAUGAUGAAAAGAUAAGAUUUAAGUAUUAAUAAUUUAUAUAAAUUUUAGGAGAACAUUAAUUUUAAUGAAUCAAUUUAUGAGUAAAAAUGAAGUUGAUCCCGAAAUCUAGAGUAGAGUGAAAAACUAUAUAAAAUAUAGUAUUGAAAAUGAAGAUUUGGAAAAUAAAGAAGAAACAACGAAAAUAAUAAAUGAUUUACCUGUUGGAUUAAAAAAAGAAUUAGAAUCUAAUAUUUAAUAAAAAGUUAUUUAAAAAAUAAAACUCAUAACAGAUUAUUUUUCAAUAUAAACUUAAAAUUAAGUGAAAAACAAUUUAAUUUAAGUUAAAUUUACCCCUAAAGAUAUAAUUUAUCACAGAGAUGAAAUCAAAGAUAAAAAUUUGUAUUAUAUAAAUUUAUAAUUAGAUAUUUUAUUUCAGAAGGGGAAGUUUAAAUUUUAGAUGAAUAAAGCCAAAAAGUUAUUAAAAAGCUUAAAGCAGGAGAUGUUUUUGGAGAAUUUUAAUUCUUUACAGGAUAAAAUACUAAAGAAUCAACUAUUAGUGUAGGAUUUACAUAAUUAUAUAGAGUAGAAAGAGAUAAAUUUAUAAAUAUUAUCAAAUAAACACAAAAAGAUUAUGAAAGAUUUCAUAAAAUUAAAGAUUCAAUUUUAUAUUCUAAAAAUUAUACAACCAUUUUGUGUAAAUGUUUUAUAUGUAAUAAAUAUACACAUUAAGAUAUUGAAUGUCCAUACUUAACAUAUUAACCAUCUAAAUUUUUAAAAAUUUUAAGAUUAAAUAAAUUUGAACAUAAUCUUAGAUAAAAAUAUAAAAGAGAUGAAAAAAAAAAAAUUAAAUCAUAAUUAGAUUAAUAGUAAAUUGAAGCCUCCAUAAAAGACUUUUAGGAAUUUUUAUCAGAAUCAGUAUUAGGAGAAUAUAAUGAUUAAGUUUUAACAUAUCAAGUUUCAGACACUGGGAGUGGUUAAGUUGAUACUAUUUAAAUAGAAGAUUUGAGAGAAAAAUCUUUAAAUUCCAUUAAUAGAAAUAUUUAGUAAAAUGGAUUAAAUCGAAGAACAUCAUAAGCUCCUAAUAUAGAUAACGAAAAAUAAAUUGGAAUAAAUCGAAGAGGAUCGUAAGCUCCAAUUAUUGAGAUUGUUAAAAAAAAGUAAUCUAUAAUUGAAGAAGAAAGAAGAAAAACUCAAAUUUAUAGAGAAACUUUAAUAUUUAAAUAAUUAGAUUAAUUUUAAGUUAAAUAACAUUUCUUUAUACUAGAAGGAUUAGAUAAAAUGCAAAAUUUUAUAGAUUAUUUGCCACAUAAUAAUGCAAAUUAAGUAAUUAGAAAUGCUAAUAAAGAGAAACCUAAGAGUAAAUCAAUUAAACCAUAAGUUUUUAAGUUUUCAAAUAGUUUUAGAGUGUAGAAAAAUGUGUGA
Messenger RNA from Paramecium sonneborni, 2708 nucleotides. NCBI's taxonomy places the organism in Eukaryota, Ciliophora, Oligohymenophorea, Peniculida, Parameciidae. The record is from the annotation of a GenBank genome assembly.